Caenorhabditis elegans is the source of this 531-nucleotide messenger RNA. RefSeq names its product SKP1 component POZ domain-containing protein (gene skr-21). Lineage: Eukaryota; Metazoa; Nematoda; Chromadorea; Rhabditida; Rhabditidae. The record is from RefSeq and is marked reviewed. The transcript has a single exon. Gene Ontology annotation, biological process: ubiquitin-dependent protein catabolic process. The coding region runs from base 1 to 531 and encodes 176 amino acids.
AUGGUGAUCGGUCAGAUCAAGCCAGUUUUCAAAAUUCAAUCAUGCGACGGUCAGGUUUUUGCCGUUGAAGACUGGUUUAUCCAAAAGUCCAAGUGCUUUUCUGUUGUGUUGGCUCAAAUGAACAAUCUCGUACAACCGCAUCCUCUCAAAACCAGCAUCUGUAGCUUUGUGCUCGUGAAGAUUAUCGAAUGGUGUUACCAUCAUCGCAAUGAGGAUCAAGAUCAUGCCCAGCGAAUUCUCACCGCCUGGGAUGUUCAAUUUAUCCGCACCAAUAGUGCGAUUCUGCUCCAUUUGGCUGAAGCGGCUUUUCGUCUGGAAAUUGUAGGACUAUUGGACGUGGCCUGCAGAGCUGUGUCCAUUAUGCUCGGAAGAACUCUAAAUGAAGUCAAGCUUAUGCUACGAGUUGGAGGAGUUGAGAGCCCAUCGGACGAGGAAGACAGUCUGGAAGAUGUCCUAGAAUUGGAAGUAGAUGUGGAUGAAAAUGAAGAAGACGAUGUUGAAAUUGAAAUCCCAGCCAUAUCAGCUGCAUAG